Molecule: messenger RNA, 1947 nt
Organism: Striga asiatica
Lineage: Eukaryota; Viridiplantae; Streptophyta; Magnoliopsida; Lamiales; Orobanchaceae
Source: the annotation of a GenBank genome assembly
GUGUGUGUGUGAGAGAGAGAGAAUCCCUUCUGGAAAGGUCGGAUCUUUUUAGGAUUUUAGGUGAUAUUUAGUGCUCUCAUGUGCUUCCUUUUGCUUCCAGUUGAUUCUGGUCUCAUACCUGAGUCUUGGUAUGGCUUUACGGCUAAUUUAGGCAUCAGUAUGUCUCUGACGAACUAAAAAAGAAAAAAAAAAGAAAGAGAAAAGAAAAGUCGCCGUUGAAAGUACAGCUCUUUGAAAAUCCACUCUCCUCCAGCUUUAACCGAAUCAGAGGACAAAACCGUCAAUUUACGAAAUAUGGGAUACCUUUGUGAUUUCUGCGGGGAACAAAGGUCCAUGGUGUACUGUCGUUCGGAUUCUGCUAGCUUAUGUUUGUCUUGUGACCGUAAUGUUCAUUCUGCAAAUGCUCUCUCUAAACGCCACUUGAGGACGCUCGUUUGUGAGAGAUGCCAUUCUCAGCCUGCUUUUGUUAGAUGCGCACAGGAAAAAAUAUCCCUCUGUCAAAACUGUGAUUGGACAGGACAUGCGGGUCCGAGCACAGGCCUGUCACACAAGAGGCAAGCCAUUCAUUGCUACACGGGCUGCCCAUCGGCUUCCGAGCUUUCUGAAAUGUGGUCUUUUCUGUUGGAUUCGGGCUGUGAGCAGGGAAUGGGCUCAAUGAGCAUUGCCAAUGAGGGGCCUGCUGAUUGCCAAGAGAACGAGAAUGCAAAUGAUGAAUCUCAUUUAGGGGGAGCAGAUAGAUCGUCUGCUGGUAUCGGGUUGUUGCCAGGUGGAUCGACUGGAACGGCUAUUCAAAAGGAUUCCUUGUCCGUAGCUAAGGGAACUGUUGCAUGUGACGAUAGCUUUUAUGAUGAUUUGAUUAUGGAUGAGGUUGACUUGAGCAUUGAAAACUAUGAAGAGCUUUUUGGUGUUUCUCUUGAUAAUCCGGACCAGCUAUUUGGAGAUGAUGGUAUUGAUGGAAUUUUCGGGACGAAAGACAUGUCUGGGUCUCAGGGUGCUUAUGCAGCUGAGGGAUCAACACUUGGAGGGGUCAACAUGAUGCAACCGGCUUGCAGCAAUGCCGCAUCUGCUGACUCAAUUAUGAGCUGCAAAACGGAACCCAAUAUAUGUUUUGCAAGGCAAACAUAUUCGGGCCUCUCGUUUUCAGGCAUUACUGGGGAAAGGGAAAGCAGUGGUGGGGAUCAUCAGGAUUGUGGAGUCUCAUCCAUGCCAGGACCUCCACCAGGUAGCAGGAGUGAUGCUGUCUUGCGUUACAAGGAGAAGAAAAAGGCCAGAAAGUUCGAAAAGAAAGUGAGGUAUGCAUCACGCAAGGCUAGAGCAGAUGUGAGGAAACGUGUGAAAGGACGUUUUGUCAAGGCUGGUGAUGUUUACGAUUAUGAUCCCUUGAUCCCAACGCGAAGCUGCUGAGUAAAAUUCUCAUUUUAAGGGAUCAGACCUAAAUCGACGAGAUCCUAAAUGACGAAAACAAAUUCUCUGCUCGUGUCACGAGAGUUCAAAAUGCUAUGAACAGAUAGAAAAUUUUCUCAAUUCAGCUCGAGAAUCUCCAAAUACACACUCAUGAUGGAAAAAAGGCAAAUUACUGUCCAUGAGAAAGAAGGGAAGUAUAUUUGGCUUCUUGUAGCUUAGUUGAGCCUAUUUAUAAGAAUAUGAUGAUUAUAUGUACAUACUGUUAUAACUUCUUCCCUCCGGUUGGCCAUCUUGAACGAGGUCAGACGAGAAUUUUUUUGGGAAAUUGAACAGAAUAAAGUGCUCAGAACAGAAUAAUGGAAUACAAGACCAUGAACUAUUGGACAGCCGACAAAUUACUAGGGAAGAAAUUUAUUUUUCAGAGCAGAACCUUUGAUGUUGUAUUAAUAGUAUAUUCUUUUUUGCUUGUACAACAGGUUAAUAAGAAAUCCAUUGUAGUUGAAGUGUAUGUAUGUAUACAAAUUGAGAUAUGUUAGUUUGUAA